AUGCUCGACCAGGGAUACUGGUUGGACAGCGACGAUUUUGUGUCCACUGCGGACCUAGAUGCCGAGAACCUUGGAAAGGUUGGAUUUCCGAGGGAUUGGCCCGGUGUUUAUGGCUCCAGCAAGGCGCUGAAGCAAUUAGUUGGCAAGAAGGGGAAGUGUGCAGGAAAGAAGGUUGGAGUGGUUCCAGGUCCUGACGCCUCGCAGUUGUCUAUGGUCAAGGGCCUGAAGUUUUAUCCGCUUCAAAGCUUCUCGAACGCGGAACGUGUUGCCAAGGCCGCUGGCAUGGAUGUCGUCCGCGGUUGGGCAGUGUACGAGCAUUUGGACAAAGGUGUCAGCGAGGCCUUUGUGGCAGAGCGAUUUUGGUGGAAUUCUCUGCCCGACGGCACAUGGAUAGACUUCACUCCGAGGCCUGACGUGCUGCCGGAGAUACUACUCGCUGAAGCAGUCGAUGGAGCGCCCAAGGUCGUGGAUGUCUUGAGCAGCCGGCAGCAUUCGCUCAUGCUCAGUCUGCUUGCGCAGCGUUUUCCAGGCAGGGUGCAACGGCGCACCAGCAGUUUCUCAGCUGGGCUUCGGACUCUUGCCUGGGCCAGUCCAGUCUGCUUCCCACCGGCCCGCGCGCAGGUCACGACCAAAAUUCAACAAUCUGCCAAGGCCGCCGGUGUCGGCCGGGCCGGACGCUCCUCCCUUUCUCUGGUCGCAUCCGGAGAGGCUUCGCCGAAGCCAGCUGGCCCAGCGCCGGCCUCUCUGCAAGAGCUCGCGAGGUGCAGCCGAGAAGCUAGUGGCAGCCAUCUGCAGCCUACUCUGCUGUUUUUCGCACUGAAGUCCGAGACUCGGCUUGGCUCAGGCGGAUCCAGUCCGGCGACCUGGAGGCUUUCAGCGUCCAGAGCUCUCACGGGCUGA
Symbiodinium necroappetens is the source of this 900-nucleotide messenger RNA. Lineage: Eukaryota; Dinophyceae; Suessiales; Symbiodiniaceae. The record is from the annotation of a GenBank genome assembly.